Molecule: messenger RNA, 1860 nt
Organism: Protopterus annectens (West African lungfish)
Lineage: Eukaryota; Metazoa; Chordata; Ceratodontiformes; Protopteridae
Product: interferon-inducible GTPase 5-like
Exons: 2
Coding region: 262-1497 (411 amino acids)
Cellular component (GO): membrane
Molecular function (GO): GTP binding
Source: RefSeq, a predicted model, not a curated record
UGCUAGUCAGGAAGAUCUAAAUCUGUAAGUCCGUCAAUUACAGAAGGAGCCGAUGAUGACUCAGUUCAUUCCAGACACCUGCUGAUGUAAAUCACAUGCUAUUAGGAUGCCACACAGUUAAUCAGCACUGGGACAUACUCUUUAUUUAGACAGUUAAAGCACAUUUAGUUCAUGUUGUCUUAGCCUCACCAGCCACCAGACGGUUUCUUUGGGAUAUUUUAUUUUACCAGAAAGAGCAGUAGGACUUCAAUGUGAAAAAGGAUGUCAGAGACAGAAGAAGCAUCAAUCAGUCAUGAAGACAUCAGAGACAUACGACGAGCCUUUGAAGCUGGAGGAGUGCCUGCAGUCAUGACUUUACUGAAACACAAACUUGAUGAAAUGUCUAAAACAAAGCUUGAUAUUGCAGUCAUAGGUGAACCCACUGUUGGAAAAUCUGUAUUUAUUAACUCCAUUCUGCAGCUUGGCAAGGAAGAGGAUAUCUGUACUAACCUCAGAACAUCAGAGACGAAUAAACUACCAAGUGCAUACUGCCAUCCAAAAUUCAAUAACGUUAAAUUUUGGGAUCUUCCAGGCAUUGGGUCACCUAAUUUUGCAGCAGUGAGCUACCUGAGAAAGAUUCGUUUUCACUACUAUGACCUCUUUAUCAUCAUGUCCUCAAAUGUCUUCAACAUCCACCAUGCCAACCUAGCUAUGGAGAUCAAGAAAAGGGGUCGAAGUUUUUGUUUUGUGCGUUCUAAGGUUGAUGCUGAUUUACUUGUAGCCAAGGCUUACAGACAAUAUGACUAUAAUGAAUGGAAAGUUCUUCAGGAAAUUAGAAAUAACUGCAUCGGUAGCCUGCAAAAAGUUGGUAUUUAUUUACCAACAGUGUUUUUGCUGUCUUCAUUUCAGCUGGAGAAAUUUGACUUUCCUGUUUUUUGUAAUGCACUUUUACAAGAACUUCCAGGCAAUAAACAGUAUGUUCUUCUUUUGGCACUACCUGUAGUCACUCUCAGUUCUCUGGAAGGCAAAAAGAAACUUCUGAAAACACGACUGCACCACCUGUGUUUCCUGUCUAGUGCUGUUGCCACCUUACCAACCUCUGGACUUUCAGUUGUUGUUGACAUUAAUAUCCUUGUUAGGGAAGUUCAGAUUUAUUGUACACAACUGGGUCUCGAUGAUGCCUCGUUGAGUAGAUUGUCCCAGAUGUAUAGUAAACCACUCCACACACUUAAAGCUAUGAUAAAAUGCCCUGAAGCCAAAGCAUCCUCCGCACAUGAGAUAAAGGAGCUUCUGCUUACAAGAGCUGAAGCCACACUGCUGCUGGGUGAAGAAUUUGUGACCCAACUCAUGCCAGUCGUUGGGCCUGCAAUUGCUGGCAGCAUGUCAUUCUAUGCCACCCACAAAGCCUUAAAUGAAAUAUUGAAUGACCUCUUAGUGGAUGCCGAACAUGUUAUACUGACUGCACUCAAACCUGAAAGGUUAAGUGGAUCCUUUAAUCGGCUAGUGAAUAUUACUUGAGCAAUCUAACAGCUGAAUUUGAUUUAGAUUAAAAUAAAAACUGGAAAGAUAUGAAUUCUUCAGUAAAUAAUUGCAAGGCUAAGUUCAAAGCUAUCAAAACAUCUUUUCUGGAAAUUUCCAACAUAUAAAAAUGUAUACCAAAGAGAAAAAAAGGAAAGAUCUUCUCUGAAAAGUGGUACAAACUACAGACUCAAGUCCUUUUAAACAGUGUAACUUUCUCUAUUCUUCUUGUGGUGCCAUUUCUGUAAUGACCACAGUAUGGCGCUUGGGUGUUUUAGGAUAUAUUUCAGAAUGAAUAGAAAAAAUAAAAUUAAAAUCUGUACACUGAUUCUGGGAAUGAGACCAUUUUCAGAAAUAAAUAUG